Homarus americanus (American lobster) is the source of this 491-nucleotide messenger RNA. Its product is annotated as anaphase-promoting complex subunit 15-like. Gene Ontology annotation, cellular component: anaphase-promoting complex. The record is from RefSeq and is a predicted model, not a curated record. The transcript has 2 exons. The coding region runs from base 40 to 351 and encodes 103 amino acids. NCBI's taxonomy places the organism in Eukaryota, Metazoa, Arthropoda, Malacostraca, Decapoda, Nephropidae. Gene Ontology annotation, biological process: regulation of mitotic cell cycle spindle assembly checkpoint.
GAAUUUUUUUAUCAAUCUGUUUAAAAAUCUCCUGACAUAAUGGCUCAACUUCCACUAUACCCAAGUCUGACUCCUCGUCUCGUGGACCCAGCAUGGUUUCAGGUAGACAAGCCUGUUGACCUUGCCCUGGAGCUCAAGGAGCAAGAGCAGCAUUAUCAGACACAGAUUCAGAGCAUCCAGCAAAAGGGGGGUGAUAUUCUGCCCAUUGGAAAGAGUGCUGCUGAACAGUAUAGUGAAGAUGAAGAAGAUGACAAUGAUGAUGACUAUGAUGAUGAUGACAAUGAUGAUGAUGAAGAAGAAGAUGAUGACUCAGAAAUGAAUGAUGAUUACUCUGAUCCAAUGUUGCAUUAGACAAGACUAAUUCAUUUGGCUUUUUCAACUAAUAAUCAUUCUUUACGUACUAUAUACUGUACAAUAUAUUUUAUUAGAAAAUUUAUAGAAUAAUUAAUUUUUUUUAAAUGAAGAAGAUGAUUCAUAAAUAUGAGAAAAUU